CACGUUCCUGACACAAUUCAGUUCGUCGUCGCCUGCCUGCCGUUGCGCACACACUCACUCCGCGUUGCUGCGCCACCGUAACAGAUACCGUUCGCGUGCGUCUCAGAUACAGAUACAAAAAUACACAUACAGAUACACUGCUAGUGUGCGACAGAUACUAAAAGAUACAAAGUGAUAGAUACUCGUGAAAGUGUGCAAAAGAUGCCACAAAUUCUAUAAGUGCCAAGUGCUGACAAGUGACAAGAUACAAUAUCUUCUGCCCGAACUCGAACCCUACUGAAAGCCUAGGCCCCAAAGAAGACCAGACCGUCAAAAUGCUGGUCGGUUCGCAUCCCUAUCUGUGCAACGGCGUCCUGCCACCUGUGCCAGCCGCACCCGGGGCCAACAACACAGCCGCCGCCGUAUCGGCUGUGGCGACUGCCACGACGGGCAGCAAAAGUGCCGCCGGCUCGGCAACGGAUUUCUCCAUUGCGGCGAUAAUGGCCCGCGAGGAAACCUCCUCCAGUCGGGAGUCCUCCAUCCGCAGUGCAAGUCCAAUUUCCGUGGAGGAUGAGGUUGACGUUGAUGUGGUUGACUGCAGCGAUGCUGAGGAGCCGCCAACCAAGGCUCGUCGCCUGAAUCACAGCCACCACAACCAACAGCACCACAGCCAACAGCACCACCAACAGCACCACCAUCACCACAACAACAACAACAACAACAACAACAACAAUAAUGUGGCACACAUCAACUCGAAUCACAAGAGCCGCCACAGCUACAGCGCCGGCGCCGCAUCCGUGGCAGCCACCGAAUCGCAGUUGAACACCAGCUCCACCAGCAGCCAAGGACGCUGCUCCACACCGCCCCAGUCCCCCGGCACCGAGGACAGCGAGGAGCGCCUGACCCCCGAGCCCGUGCAAAAGACACCCAAAAUUGUCGGUUCCUGUAAUUGUGACGAUCUCAAGCCGGUGCAGUGCCACCUGGAGACCAAAGAGCUGUGGGAUCGCUUUCACGAGCUGGGCACCGAGAUGAUCAUCACCAAAACGGGCAGACGCAUGUUCCCCACGGUGAGAGUCAGCUUCUCGGGUCCACUGAGGCAGAUCCAGCCAGCGGAUAGGUAUGCCGUCCUGCUGGACAUAAUACCAAUGGACUCGAAGCGCUAUCGCUAUGCAUAUCAUCGAUCGGCCUGGCUGGUGGCUGGCAAGGCGGAUCCAGCGCCCCCGGCCCGCCUCUACGCCCAUCCGGACAGUCCGUUCAGCUGCGAGGCGUUGCGCAAACAAGUUAUCUCCUUCGAGAAGGUGAAGCUGACUAAUAACGAAAUGGAUAAGAAUGGACAGAUCGUUUUGAAUUCCAUGCACCGCUACCAGCCCCGCAUCCACUUGGUUCGCCUCAGCCAUGGCCAGAGCAUACCGAGCACUCCCAAAGAGCUGCAGGAGCUGGAUCACAAGACCUAUGUGUUCCCGGAGACUGUUUUCACGGCGGUGACGGCCUAUCAGAAUCAGUUGAUUACCAAACUGAAGAUCGACUCGAAUCCGUUUGCCAAGGGCUUCCGCGACUCCUCGCGGCUGACCGACUUCGAUCGGGAUCCCAUGGAGGCGCUGCUCCUGGAGCAGCAGCUGCGGUCGCCACUGCGCCUGUUCCCCGAUCCUCUGAUGCAGCAGUUUGCCCAGCAGGGCGAUCCCACAUCCAUGGCGCUGUUCGAGAAGGCGCGUCAGCACCUGCAGAUGUUCGGUGGCAACUCCCCGUACGCCCAGCUGAUGAUGCCCCAGAUGUACCAGGCGGCCGCCGCAGCGGCAGGACCUCCUCCACCACCGCCAGGGCUGGGCGCUUUCCACAUGUUCCAGCAGCAGUGGCCACAGCUGACGGCCGGCUUUCUGGCCAGCGCCAAUCAACAGGCGGCCGCCGCCCAGGCUGCAGCCCAGGCCCAAGCGCAGGCGCAGGCCGCCGCAGCGGCGAUGGCUGCCAAUCGAACCCCGCCACCACCACCGCCGGCCUCCACGCCCUCGUCCACCUCCUCGGGAUCCCCGUCACCCGAUAUGCGGCCACGUCAGUACCAGAGAUUUAGUCCGUAUCACAUGCCCGGCCAGGGACAGGGGCCGCCGCACUCGUCCGCGGGCUCACCCCCCGCGCCGCCGACCUCCCGCAGCCCCGCCCACUAGGCCGCCCGCGCACCGCACAGUGGGACAAACUCGAAAGUUCUUGCCAAGAGCAGUAUUACGCAAAAGAAACACUACAAAAAAAAACAAAACAAAACUCGUUUAAAUGUUGUAAAUUAUUUGUUGUUCUCCAUUCGAAAGCAAGAGAAGAAAAAUCUAUUGCCAGAAAAAUAUUUGUUGUAUAAAUUCUGAAUUAUUUUUUAAGCACCUCCGACCCACUGUCCAACUUGUACAGAUUCAUAUAUAUCAUAGGCGUAUAUAUGUACAUUCUUCCAGCACCUUCCUCUAGAGAAUUUUUGUAAUUUAGUUUAAUUUAUUGUACAAAUGUUUCAAUUGUUGUUCGAAAACUCAUCUCAGUGUAAAGUUAGAGCAAAAUUCACACACAACUCAAACAAAAAUACAAAAACUAUAUAUAGAUAUGCUUCACGAUUGUAAGCUAUAUAUAGUAGCUAUAUAGUGUAGUUAUGCUAUUACAUCUAAUGACAUAUUCAUAGUAUUAACAAUUAACAAUAAAUUCAUAGACGCUUGAGUUAGUUUA
Messenger RNA from Drosophila miranda, 2673 nucleotides. RefSeq names its product T-box protein H15 (gene mid). Gene Ontology annotation, molecular function: DNA-binding transcription factor activity, RNA polymerase II-specific; RNA polymerase II cis-regulatory region sequence-specific DNA binding. Gene Ontology annotation, biological process: positive regulation of DNA-templated transcription; cell fate specification; regulation of transcription by RNA polymerase II. The transcript is spliced from 4 exons. Gene Ontology annotation, cellular component: nucleus. Lineage: Eukaryota; Metazoa; Arthropoda; Insecta; Diptera; Drosophilidae. The record is from RefSeq and is a predicted model, not a curated record. The coding region runs from base 315 to 2138 and encodes 607 amino acids.